UGAAGCGUCGUUUGAAUUGAAAGCUGCUCGUCUGUGGAACUUAACAAAGGAGAAAACGGGAGUAGUGUCAGUCGCUGGUAUUUUUUCAACCCGUUUUACAAGAACUUUUUGGGGACUGCUAGCGCCUCUCUGGAGUUCUAUAGAGUUCUUCUCCCUGAAUGUUGUCCAUCGCUUACCUGCACAUGGAAACCUGUAGAACUAUGCUUCUUUGUCACUUCGACAGAAAACAUGUUUAUUAGUUUAAAGAGAGCAUGCCUCGCCAUACACCUGCCAGCCGCAGAAAGGGCCAUACCCCUGUCCACCGCCCCCCAGUGCCAGCCCCUAGAACACCUAAGUCAGCAGUUGUCUCCCCGAGGAGAAGUGGACCUUCAUCUGAACCGUCAGGUCGGGCUGUGGGGUCCCCCAAGAAGAGGAGGUUCAGACCAGGAACCAGGGCCCUGAUGGAGAUCCGGAAGUACCAGAAGAGCACUGAUUUUCUCAUUAGGAAGACGUCAUUUGCCCGUCUGGUUCGGGAGGUGUGUCAAGGUUAUUCCAUAACCGCUUUCCGGUGGCAGGUCUAUGCGCUCAUGGCUCUGCAGGAGGCUGCAGAGGCCUUUCUUGUCUUGCUCUUGUCAGAUGCCAACUUGUGUGCCAUCCAUGCCAAGAGAGUCACAGUGUUCCCACGGGACAUCCAGCUGGCCAAGAGGCUCCGUGGGGUUAAUCACAUGUAAAGUCCACACAACAGCUGAGAGAAUUCCAGCAGCAUCUGGAUACUAGUGGCUUGGUCCCCAUUUCAACAUCUUUUUUUGCUGCGUUGAUUCAGUGCCCAGUUGAAAUUUAAAAACUGGUUUUUAGUUGGCUUCGAAAAGCAAAACAGUUUUAAAUCAGAUAUUUUUUUUAACAGUUGGAAAGUGGACACAUUAUUUCUGUAAAGAAAUACAACAGAGAGACUGUUGAUGUGUUUCUUGCUAUUGUGAUUCAGUCAUAGUUCACUGUUUUAAAGGCUUUUACUAAAAGUAUAAUAAUGUGUACAUCUUUAUUGUUCAUCAGAAUAAACUUAUUUCAUCUA
Messenger RNA from Xiphophorus maculatus (southern platyfish), 1048 nucleotides. RefSeq names its product histone H3-like centromeric protein A. Gene Ontology annotation, cellular component: nucleosome. Gene Ontology annotation, molecular function: structural constituent of chromatin; protein heterodimerization activity; DNA binding. Bases 252 to 710 code for a protein of 152 amino acids. NCBI's taxonomy places the organism in Eukaryota, Metazoa, Chordata, Actinopteri, Cyprinodontiformes, Poeciliidae. The transcript is spliced from 6 exons. The record is from RefSeq and is a predicted model, not a curated record.